AUGAACGGGUCGGGGCGGCUGCCGGCCGGGCCCGCGGAGCAGCUGGGCGCGAACGGCAGCGGCCCCGCGGAGCUGCGGGAGGGCACCCACGCCGCCACACUGGCCGCCUGCGCCUCCCUGCUGGCCCUCGUCUUCUGCCUCGGCUCCUACGGCAACCUCAUCGUGCUGCUCUCCUUCUUCGACCCGGCGCUCCGGAAAUUCCGCACCGACUUCGACUUCAUGAUCCUCAACCUCUCCUUCUGCGACCUCUUCAUCUGCGGCGUGGCCGCUCCCAUGUUCGCCUUCGUCCUGUUCUUCGGCCCGGCCCGCGGCGUGCCCGGCACCUUCUGCUUCACCUUCCACCUCACCAGCUCCGGCUUCAUCAUCAUGUCGCUCAAGACGGUGGCGGUGAUCGCGCUGCACCGGCUGCGCAUGGUGCUGGGCAAGCACCCGCACCGCGCCGCCUCGGCGCCCUGCUCGCUGCUGCUCACGCUGCUGCUCUGGGCCGCCAGCUUCACCCUGGCCACGCUGGCCACGCUGCGCACCCGCGGCUCCCGCCUCUGCCUGCCCGUGGCCAGCCUGCCCAGAGGACAGGGCAAGCUCAUCCUCUACCUCUACGUCAGCGACUUCAUCUGCUGCGUGGCCGUCGUGUCCGUGUCCUACGUGAUGAUCGCCCAGGCCCUGCGCAGGAACGCGCGGGUGAGGAAGUGCCCGCCCGCGGUGGCCGUGGGCACCCCCAGGGCUCCGUCCUUCGCGGGGCCGGGGGCCGUGCCCGCCCUGUACAGGACCCAGAGCUGCACCAAGCCACCCCACGGCCGUGCCAAGCUCGCCGGCCGGCUCCCGCUGGCCUCGGCCGUCAACCUGGCCACGGCCAAGGACUCCAAGGCGGUGGUGACGUGCGUGGUCAUCGUGCUCUCCGUCCUGGUGUGCUGCCUGCCCCUGGCUAUCUCCUUGGUGCAGGACGUGCAGUCCGGCAGCGGUGGCUUUGUGCUCUACCAGUUUGAGCUGUGCGGGUUUACCCUCAUUUUUUUCAAGUCGGGAUUAAAUCCCUUUAUAUAUUCCCGCAACAGCGCGGGGCUGCGGAGACGCGUGCUCUGGUGCCUGCAGUACGUGGCCCUGGUCUUUUUCUGCUGCAAGCACAAGACGAGGCUUCGAGCCGUGGGCAAAGGCAGCCUGGAGGUCAACAGGAACAAGUCGUCCCACCACGAGACCAACUCAGCCUACGUGUUGUCUCCAAAGCUUCAGAAGAAGGGUUUGGAGCAGGCGUGCGGUGCCAGCCACUCCAAGGACAGCGUGCUGAGUCCCAAGGCGUCCGCGGGGCAGCAGCACUACGGGCAGAGCAGCUCCACCCCGAUGAACACGCGGAUCGAGCCCUACUACAGCGUGUACAACAGCAGCCCCUCGGCGGAGGUGAGCACCCCGCACAGCCUGCAGCCCGCGGGCUCCGCCUUCGCCUUUGCCAAGCCGUGCGGGCCCGCGCUCCAUCCCUCCGGCAGCGCGGCGCGGGACUGCGGCGCUGCUCCCGCCAGGCUCGGGCCGCUGCCCUCCGUGUAG
Molecule: messenger RNA, 1533 nt
Organism: Hirundo rustica (Barn swallow)
Lineage: Eukaryota; Metazoa; Chordata; Aves; Passeriformes; Hirundinidae
Gene: GPR75
Product: G protein-coupled receptor 75
Exons: 1
Coding region: 1-1533 (510 amino acids)
Biological process (GO): G protein-coupled receptor signaling pathway
Cellular component (GO): membrane
Molecular function (GO): C-C chemokine receptor activity
Source: RefSeq, a predicted model, not a curated record